Molecule: messenger RNA, 1842 nt
Organism: Ostrinia furnacalis (Asian corn borer)
Lineage: Eukaryota; Metazoa; Arthropoda; Insecta; Lepidoptera; Crambidae
Product: D-2-hydroxyglutarate dehydrogenase, mitochondrial-like
Exons: 9
Coding region: 148-1671 (507 amino acids)
Cellular component (GO): mitochondrion
Molecular function (GO): FAD binding; catalytic activity
Source: RefSeq, a predicted model, not a curated record
AGUUAAAUUAACUUUUGAAAAUAAUGGUAGAUUCACAAGGAAUAACAACUUAAUUAGUGUACCUACGUUUAUCUUUCUUAUCAUUUCGUAAACAUUAAUAUAUUUUUACACAUUAUUUAAACAAGUUGUCUAGAAGCGACAAGUAAAAUGUUGAGUGUAUUUAAAAAAAUCUGUCUAAUAUCAGCAAAACCAAAAACACACACUUUUGAAAUAAUAAGAAGUGCAUCACAAAUACCGCAACUUUCUUCUGAAAAGUAUGGUAAUGUGAAGAGAAAAGAUUUUUCUGCUGUGCAAGCAAACGACGUGAAGUUUUUUAGAUCAUGCCUUGGAGAAGAUAGAGUUCUUACUGAUGAAAAUGAAGUUCUGCCUUUCAACAUUGAUUGGGCUAAAAAUUGUAGAGGUCAAUCUAAAGUGGUUUUGAAACCGAAAUCAACCCAAGAAGUUUCAAAGAUACUUUCGUAUUGUAAUGAAAGACGACUAGCUGUUUGUCCUCAAGGCGGUAACACGGGCGUCGCUGGUGGUUCUGUCCCGGUGUUUGACGAAAUUAUAUUGAACAUGACGUUAAUGAACAAAGUUAUAAGCUUCGACGAUAUAUCAGGUGCAUUAGUUUGCGAAACAGGUUGCAUAUUAGAGAAUUUAGAUACUUAUGUUCGCCAACACGGCUUAAUCAUGCCGUUGGACUUGGGAGCAAAAGGCUCAUGCCAUAUCGGUGGCAACGUCAGCACCAAUGCAGGAGGUCUACGUCUUCUGCGAUAUGGAAAUUUGCACGGGUCUGUGCUUGGAAUUGAAGCUGUAAGAGCCGAUGGAACUGUAAUAGAUUGUUUAAAAACUUUGAAGAAAGACAACACUGGGUACCAUCUCAAACACCUGUUUAUAGGCUCAGAAGGGACUUUAGGCGUUAUAACAAAAGUGGCCAUACAUUGCCCGGCUAAGUCUGAGUCUGUAACACUUUGCUAUUUUGGGGUACAAAAUUUCGAAAACGUUCUUCAGCUGUACAAGAGCGCUAAAUUAUCAUUAGGGGAAAUUAUGUCGGCCUUUGAAAUGGCCGAUUUCGAAUCAAUCAACAGCACAUCGAAGAUCCUCAAUUUACCAAAUCCGAUCCCAGACUUUCCGUUCUACGUUAUUCUGGAAACGCACGGUAGCGACGAAAACCACGACAAAGAGAAAGUAAACAGAUUCCUCACCAAUGAAAUGAAAAAUGGUUUAAUUCUGGAUGGAACUGUUGUUUCAGAGCCUUCAAAGAUGCAGGCAAUCUGGAACAUCCGAGAAAAUAUAGCACCAGCUGGCAAUAUUGACACAUAUCUCUUUACAUACGAUGUGUCUUUGCCGAUAAAUCACUAUUACGAGAUAAUACCAAAAUUACGGAAAAGACUCGGGGAUAAGGUCAAUUUUGUCUGUGGUUUUGGUCAUAUUGGUGAUGGCAACCUUCACAUUAACGUAGUGUUGCCCGAAUACAACGAAGAAGUAGCCGCGCUUCUAGAGCCCUACGUGUACGAGCAGGUGGCGGCGCUGCAGGGCUCCAUCAGCGCCGAACACGGCAUUGGCUUCCGCAAGUCGCACUACAUUCACUACAGCAAGGAUGAAUCCGCGCUGCGCCUCAUGAGGGACCUAAAGACGCUCAUGGACCCCAACGGAAUCCUCAAUCCAUAUAAAGUCUUGCCAGAUGAAUAAAAUAAUGCAUUUUUUGUUUCAAGUAUGUCUGGUUCUCUUCUGUAUGGAUAGCAAUAAACGCGAUUUGUAUAAAAAAAAAUACCGAUGAUGAUGGUGAUUAAAUUAGACAGUAAAUUAAUAAAUCUUUAUUUUACAAAAGUAGGUAUUGCUUAUUUCCAUGAAAUCUCUGAC